This is a messenger RNA of Cajanus cajan (pigeon pea), 1730 nucleotides long. Its product is annotated as Polynucleotidyl transferase, ribonuclease H-like superfamily protein. NCBI's taxonomy places the organism in Eukaryota, Viridiplantae, Streptophyta, Magnoliopsida, Fabales, Fabaceae. Gene Ontology annotation, molecular function: RNA-DNA hybrid ribonuclease activity; RNA binding. Gene Ontology annotation, cellular component: ribonuclease H2 complex. The record is from RefSeq and is a predicted model, not a curated record. Gene Ontology annotation, biological process: DNA replication, removal of RNA primer; mismatch repair.
AUAGUUGGGAAGAGCUCGUGCCCUAAUUUCGUUGCUUUCCUUAAUUAGAACCCGUAAAAUCAAGAGCACACCGAAGCAGUGCAAGUUUGUGUGGCGGGAAUUUAAAAUAAAGUUUUCUUCAGAAUUCAGAAUUCAGAAUUCAGAAUUCACAAUAAAACGCGCGUUUCUCUUAAGUAGCCGAAGGACUAAGGAGGAAGCAGAAUGGGAUCGAAAGUUGUUCCACAAUGGGCAUCGAAGCCUUGCGCCAUGGGAAUCGACGAAGCCGGAAGAGGCCCCGUUUUAGGGCCUAUGGUCUAUGGUUGCUUAUACUGUGCUCAGUCCUACCUUAAGACCCUAGCUACAUUGAGUUUUGCAGAUUCCAAGACACUAAAAGAAGAGAAGAGGGAAGAAUUGUUUGAAACCUUAAAAACCAAUGAUUCUAUUGGAUGGGAUGUUGAUGUCAUUGACCCACGAGAACUCUCCGCUAAAAUGCUUAAGAAGAAUAAGAUAAACUUGAACGAGAUUUCACACAACUCGGCCAUGGGCCUCAUUGAUAGGGUACUGAAAAUGGGAGUGCUUCUAACUGAGGUUUAUAUAGAUACAGUUGGAGAUGCAGGGAAAUAUGAAGUGAAGCUGUCUAAUGCUUAUCCCUCUAUCAAAUUUGUGGUUGCAAAGAAGGCUGAUAGUCUUUACCCGGUUGUCAGUGGAGCAAGCAUAGUUGCUAAGGUCACAAGGGACCGUGCUUUGAGAGAAUGGGUGCUUGAUGAGACUGCUGAAAACAUGCAGAGGAAUUUUGGCUCUGGUUAUCCCGGAGAUCCACAAACAAAGUCUUGGCUAGAGAAUCACAAACAUCAUAUCUUUGGAUUUCCCACAUUGGUCCGAUUUAGUUGGGGAACCUGCAACACUUAUUUUAAAGAUAUUGUUGAAGUGUUAUGGGAAUCUGACAAUUUGGAUGAAGAUGGUGGUAGCAGUAAUAGUAAUGGCAAGCGACAGUUGAAAUUAAGCAAUGUUGGUUUCACCACAUCCAAGAAGAGAAGUGAAGAAAUAGAAUCAAGUGGUAAAGGACGUUGUAGGUUUUUUCAGGCUCGGAAACUAGAGCACCUCACUCAUUUCUAGAAGUGAUGCUCAACUUUGAAUCUGAACGUGGCGGGGGGGUGGGGGAUACCAGUUCUCCCCAACAGGCCUGCAUGCUUCAUCCCUAAGUUUAAAAUCUUGAGUUUUCAAGGAAGUGAAAACAGUGAUUCUGAUUGAAUAAAUUUUUUUUGUUUGGUCUUUGGACGUCUCACUGAAAUCACCAUAAACAACGAGCGCUGAGUACCCAGUCUGAAACGGUUAAGCUCAAGUUGCCAACAAUGUUUAUGAUUAUGGAAAAUGAUAAUAUAUUUUGAAUAAGCUAUGUUGCAGAACAUUGAUUUUGGUUUUAUGCGUGCAUCCUGUUAUUAAAAUCAGCUCAUUUAUUCUUUUGCUUUGUUUAUUGUCACUCCAACCAAAAGUAGUACCUGGCAAAAAGCAAAUUGAUAGUGUUACAUUUGAAAAGAGAUUAUUUUAGUCAUGAAUCAUUUUUUCAAGAGGAGGGACAUUCAAGGGAGGCUUUGUAUCAUUGGUUGUACCAUUUAUGCAUUUCAGACUUGCAAUUGCAGAUAGACAUGUUAGACGAGUCAACUUAGCCGCUUCUGCCCACGUUGCAUCUGUAAACUUCUCUUUGUAGUACAGAUUCUCUGAAGUUUAUGGACUUUACACGUGUUUAAUAG